Bipolaris maydis ATCC 48331 is the source of this 467-nucleotide messenger RNA. NCBI's taxonomy places the organism in Eukaryota, Fungi, Ascomycota, Dothideomycetes, Pleosporales, Pleosporaceae. The record is from RefSeq and is a predicted model, not a curated record.
UGCACGUUGGUAGUCUGUACAGGACAACCUGUAAUGGAAAUUAUUCAUUCACAACUUCUUCUUCUUCUUUAUCUUCUUUAUCUUCCCGGGCAUCUCCGAUGUCGUGCUGCGCCAACUAGGUAACCCUCGCAUUGUGCCCCUCCGAGCUGCCUAUACCGCACUAAUAGGUAAAUGAAUUUCUGCCAGCAUGGAAUUACUCCGCUUUACUUCUACCCCUAGUUGAUUGGGCCCACCUUGUGACUAUCUGAUCAACCAUGCUGCACAUGACCAAUCCGAGUCAAGUGGACAGCCAUAUGUCCCUGGCUUCAAAGGUACCUUCCUAUUCUUCGUCUAAUGUAGCAUUCAUGCCAUGGCCCUUAGUACCUCCAGACGCACACCUUCGGGGACCCCGCAACAUCCUGGCUCUGUAUAGCCUGUCUUUGGCUCUUAUCGUCCAACCCCCAGCAAUGCAAGCCGUCUAGUUCAAG